Drosophila bipectinata is the source of this 1772-nucleotide messenger RNA. RefSeq names its product trans-1,2-dihydrobenzene-1,2-diol dehydrogenase. The record is from RefSeq and is a predicted model, not a curated record. NCBI's taxonomy places the organism in Eukaryota, Metazoa, Arthropoda, Insecta, Diptera, Drosophilidae. Gene Ontology annotation, molecular function: nucleotide binding.
GAAUUGAGAGAAGUUUCUAAACACAAGUAGCACUCCAAGUGAACACUACGUUUUGUCACAGUGACAUACACAUUUCAUUUACUUUUUUCCAAAAUUGUCUAUAUUUUAACACGAAAUCAAAAAAAAAAAACACCACCGAUUCUUGAAAAUUUUUUGGCCUUGGCCUUUUAAGAAUAGCUCUUAUAGAACAUCAUGCUCAAACUAAUAACUUUAAUAAAGUCGCGAUCGAAGAAACUGGGAGUUCGAUGCUAUCGGAAUCGACUCCCCACCAUUUUACCGCAGAAAACGAACAGUGUCGGACGGUUCGGCGUCGGUUUGGUCGCCUGCGACAUCAAAGACUACACCUUGUGGCGGCCCCGCCCCCGGCAGUUGCACAUCAAUCGGUUCAGCGAUCGCAACGGACCGGCUAGCCCCGAUGCCGGAUCGAAGGAGGAGGAUACCAAGCGCGACGGAGGGGGCGAUUGGACGCCCAACAAUGGUGCGGUCCUGCGCUGGGGCAUAGCGCCAGUCAGUCUGAUGGCUGACGAUUUUGCCAUGGCACUCAGUGUCCUGCCACCGAACCAGCACCGAAUCGUGUCCUGCGUGGCACCCUACCAAUCGCAUGCUCUGGCCUUCGCGGAGCGUCAUAAUGUGGAGAAUGUGUACACAAGCUUCGAGGAUUUGGCCAAGUGUCCGAAUGUUGAUGUUGUGUACAUCUCGCCGCUGAACCCCCAACACUCGGAGCUAUGCCACCUGAUGUUGAACCACGACAAGCACGUGCUGUGCGAGAAGCCGCUUUGCAUGACCGAGGAGCAGGUUAAGCAAGUACUGGAAAAGGCGCGGGCUCGUAGCCUCUUCCUCAUGGAGGGUAUGUGGCCCAGAUGCGUACCAGCAUACCACUAUAUACGCCACCAGAUCCUGCGAAAUCGCCUCGGUGAGCUGCAACAUGUGCACUGCACCCUUGGGCUGCCCAUUUCUCCCAGUCGGCUGGCUCUUUAUGGCGGUGUCACUACCGACUUUGGCGUUUAUGGUCUUCAGCUGGCUUUGUGGAUAUUUCGGGAGGUACCGAGCAGCAUCCAGGUCAGCGGCCGGGUCAACGCCGACAACGUGGAUGUGGCUGCUGACAUAGAGCUUACUUUUAGCCGCAAUCAGAUAGCCACCAUUGAAGUUUCCUCCGAAAAGCGGCUCGACAAUCUGGCCAUAAUCCAGGGAAAAGAUGGAUGCAUCAAGAUGUCAAAUUAUUGGUGUCCUACCCGCCUGGUUACCGAAGAAGCCGACUUUGAUUUUCCGCUUCCGGGAUUGGACCAAGCCCAGCCCACCCACUAUCACAACAGACUGGGCAUGUGCUACGAGGCCGAGGAGGUGAGGAACUGCAUCCUAAAGGGCAAGAACGAGAGCGAUGUGUUCAGUCACAAUGAGAGCCUCCUGCUGGCCAACUUGAUAGACUCCAUUCAUGCCGAGCUGGGCGUUGGUAGCUAUGCAGUUUCCCAAAAAGUCCCCGAUCUGCAGGCGGAGAUCGAGUUAGCCCGGGAUAUUGUUGUGGAUCCCGAGGAGCUGGCCAGUGAAACCUGUCGGGUGGUUCAGAAAAUUGACGUCGGCGAGAGUCUUAAGUCGCCGGAGACGCAUAAGGAGCUAACAAUGGAGGCCACCACACAGCCCAGACCCAAAGUCAGUCAGACGCCCCCUUAGGGGGCGUGGAAGGGUGGGUUUGUGUGUGGGCUGAUUGUAUAAAAUCUAAUUGAAUCAAUUGUCGCGUAAAUAAAACAGAAGUAUUCAAGAAAAGCCUUAAAUAA